Molecule: messenger RNA, 1140 nt
Organism: Macadamia integrifolia
Lineage: Eukaryota; Viridiplantae; Streptophyta; Magnoliopsida; Proteales; Proteaceae
Product: protein FAR1-RELATED SEQUENCE 5-like
Exons: 4
Coding region: 1-1140 (379 amino acids)
Biological process (GO): regulation of DNA-templated transcription
Source: RefSeq, a predicted model, not a curated record
AUGGAGAAUGUUAGCAUGAAUGAUGUGAGUGAACUUAUUUUGGGGAUGUUAUUCAAUUCAGAACAAGAUGCAUAUGAUUAUUACAACAGUUAUGGACGGACAAUGGGGUUUAGUGUUAGGAAACACUUUCUGAAUAAGAGCAAGAAAGACAAGAUGACCAUAACAUUUAGGGGAUUUGUCUGUUCAAAACCUAGUUGUCGGUUGAGUGACAAGCGAGACAUCAAUAUUGUUAACCCCCGAGCUGAGACAAGAACAAAUUGUCAGGCACGAAUGAACAUAUAUUUGGUUGAUGAUGAAAAAUACAAAUGCUGUGACUUUGUGAGGGAACAUAAUCAUGAGCUUCAUAUUACAGCAACAGUUCACAUGAUGCAUUCACAGAGGAAUAUGUUAGACAUACAUAGGCAGGAAAUUGAUUUGGCAGAUGACUCAGGGAUCAGGCCUAGAUCCACAGUUGAGUUGAUGGGUAGGCAAGUUGGUGGGAUAGGAAACCUGAGUUGUUUGACCCAAGAUGUUAGGAACUAUCUCCGCACUAAAAGACAACGUGCCUUGACAUAUUGUGAAAUGAUCAUUGACUACGCACAAUUUGGAGAUGUAGUCAGCUUUGACACUACAUUUCGCACCAAUAAAGAGUGUAGGCUGUUUGGGUUGUUUGCUGGAUUCAAUCAUCAUAGAGGGUGCACUGUAUUCGGGGCUGCGCUUUUAUAUGGUGAGAUAGUGGAAUCUUUCGAAUGGUUGUUUGAUGUAUUCGCUGAAGCACAUAGUGGAAAGAAGCCUAUAACUAUAUUUACGGACCAAGACAAAGCUAUGAGAUGGACACGAGGAGCAAGAACUAUGGUGGUCAAUGACAGUAGGGGGAAAAAAGUUGAACAAGAUGUCAACUUGGAUUGUACGCAACGGUAUAAGCAUAUUUGUCCUGAACUUAUUCAUAUAGCAUUAGAAGCUUCAAAUACAAUUGAGGGAUACAAUUUGGUGAAAGAUGCUGCGAAUGAAUUAAGGUUGAAGCUUGGUAAUAUUAUAAUCAACCCAGUUGAUUGCCCUGAUAUGCCAAUAUUGCCUGAUUUCUCUGAUGAUGAUUCUAUUUCCCAUAUAUCAUCUCAAGCAUCUGUAACUCAUCAAUCACUGGAUGAAGAUUAUAAUUAG